This is a messenger RNA of Felis catus (domestic cat), 551 nucleotides long. Its product is annotated as zinc finger protein 875. Gene Ontology annotation, biological process: regulation of DNA-templated transcription. NCBI's taxonomy places the organism in Eukaryota, Metazoa, Chordata, Mammalia, Carnivora, Felidae. Bases 208 to 504 code for a protein of 98 amino acids. The record is from RefSeq and is a predicted model, not a curated record. The transcript is spliced from 4 exons.
UGAGUUGACGUAGCAGGAGCAUUUCCGGUCCGUGGGAUCCGCCACUCGCUGUUUGGAAGUGGCGUCGGCACUUCAUUCGGGAUUUUCCCGUACUUCUGCACUUCGUUCCCGAGUCUCAGCCUCAGGAUCGGCAACGUGCACCCCGCGUUCCAUCUGUCUUCUGAGACUUUGCCCUUCUCCAGAGAGAGCAUUCAGGAGACCAGGAAAAUGGCCACGGGGCUCCUGAAAGCCAAAAAAGAGGCAUUCGUGGCAUUCAGGGAUGUGGCUGUGGACUUCACCCGAGAGGAAUGGAGUUUGCUGAGCCCUGCCCAGAGGACCCUGCACAGGGAAGUGAUGCUGGAGACCUACAACCACCUGGUCUCACUAGAAAUUCCAUUUUCCAAACCAAAACUCAUUUCUCAGCUGGAGCAAGGAGAAGAGCCCUGGAUUGAGGAGAAACGAUGUCCGCUGGUCCUCUGUCCAGGUAAGUAUGACACAGGGAAGAUGGGACCAUCUACAGCUUGACAGGGAAGGAGGACGCAUCUCUCGGGUACAGGAAAGAAGCUCUUCUC